GUUGUGAUCACUCUGUGUGUGGGACUUGACUCCUCUGACUCUCCAACAAGCAAAAUGCAGAACAGGACAGAGAAGUUUGGGGCUCAGCUGCCUCUCUUUGCUCCAGCCAGCAGCUCUCAGCAGCAUCUGUUCAGGAAGAGCACCACCUACCUGGCUAAGAUUGCCGUUAUCCUCCAAGACGCUCCCGGCAAGAUGCUCACUUUCACUCAGUUGAUGGACAGACUGGCACCAUUAAUCUCUGAAGACAGAAAAUCUGUUGAGAACAACAUCAGAGUUUGUUUAUCAACCAGCAAAUGUUUUGUCAAGGUCCCGGUGGUCCCAGAUAAGAGAAACUACUGGAAACUGGACCCCAAUCAGAUCACAGCAAAGAUGGUGCGUCGUCACUUCAAAGGAAUCCUGCAGAACUUCCCUGAGUUGGCCUCCAAAGUGGAAAUGGAAAACACCAGCAGACCAUCAGAGCACCGCUCAGCUCUCCACUCUCCUGAACCUGCGGCCUGCAAAGCUGUUCAGAUCAGAUGUGAGGUGAAGUUCAGCAGUCCCUUCUCAAUUGAGUCCCUCCUGAAGAGAGACAGUCCCUCUGCUCGGGCCUCCAGAGCUUCUCCUCUGUCCAGCGUGCCGGUCAGAGUGGAGCAGCAGCCUCGGUCCACACUCGGACACAGAGUUGGGACAAAGAGGAGCUUCAGCUGGGACUCUGAGGAGCCUCUCCUCCUUCAAGCUUCAGCUGGAAGUUCCCCCAUCUGCUCAACAGGGGGCAGCACUCACCAUGAACUCACUGCUAAUGGAGCCACUGAGCCCUUCAAGAGGAUGCAUGUGUGCAGUGAGCCCUCAUUCCCCUUCUACACAAGAGCCAGUGCUGCUCCUUAUUUCACCAGCCCACCCAGCAGUUACAUCACUUAUUCUGUACCAUCACUUAAUCACGAUGCUGUCCAUUUUCGUUUGUAAAAGUAUUUUUUCCUACUUCCAAACUGCACUUUUAUAUGUUUUUGAGUGGAACGUAGCCCAUACUUCAAAACAUUUUUUUUCUCUUUAAAAUCUGGUGCACAUUUCAAAUCACACAAGGCCUGUAAACGGUCUCAUGUGUAUCUCAUUGUGUCUUAAAUUUUAUAUAUUUCAUAUAUUUUAUUUGUGGCUUUAUUUUGUUGGCAGAUAACUCAUGGUCAAUAGAAGUUGAUAUCUCCUGAAGUGCUACUUGAUUGCACAGUGAGAAGGUGAGCUAAAAAACUUAUCAUCUUCAACAGAUAAUAGAUUAUCCAUGUAUAAUAUGGUUAAAGGGAAUCUUUUUCUUUUUACAUGGUUGUGUUAGUGUUUGAAGAUGGUAUCUGAUCACAGGAGGGCAUCAUAUGAUUUCAAAGUGUAUCUUGAUGUGCAGUGCUUGUCAACACUUGCCCUUGUGUCAAAUUCAAAGAAUAAAGGUGUGUCUUCUGCACCGUG
Molecule: messenger RNA, 1431 nt
Organism: Micropterus dolomieu (smallmouth bass)
Lineage: Eukaryota; Metazoa; Chordata; Actinopteri; Centrarchiformes; Centrarchidae
Exons: 4
Coding region: 55-942 (295 amino acids)
Biological process (GO): regulation of transcription by RNA polymerase II; anatomical structure morphogenesis; cell differentiation
Molecular function (GO): DNA-binding transcription factor activity, RNA polymerase II-specific; RNA polymerase II cis-regulatory region sequence-specific DNA binding
Source: RefSeq, a predicted model, not a curated record